UGCGCUGUGCUGUCGUCCGUUCGAUUUCGAAUUUCUCGAUCGUCCAGUGAGCGUCCGCACGGUGCAAUUAUUGUCGCACCACACUGUUUAGUUCGAAUUUUUGAUUGAGCGUCUCGUAAAGACAGUAAUUGAGAUGGAGUUGAACGAAGAAAUAUUCAAAGCCAUUUUUCUGAACGAUUUGGACGGGUUGCGGAGGAUUUUCGUCAAACGCAAAAUCGGCACGUGGAACCUGAUGGACAAACGAGGCAUGGCACCGAUCCACUACGCGGCGUUCAGAGGCAACUUGGAGAUCGUCAGCUGGCUCGUGGCCGAGGGCGCCGACGUUAACUAUGGCAAAAACAAGUAUCCGAAUUCUCCUUUGCAUUUCGCCGCUCUUAACGGCAGCGUUGAGGUAUGUAAACUAUUGUUGGAAGCCGGCGCCAGGAGACAUGUGACAAACAGCAUAGGCCGCACCGCGUCUGAGAUCGCUAUUGAUACCGGCAAUUUUCAAUGUGCUACGCUGAUCAACAACUACUUGCCCAAAGUAGAAGUGAUGUGUUUCGCGGUACUGGAUUCUGCUGAAAAUGAACCGAAGUUGUCACCCGCAAUGGCCGAACUCGUUUACAAAUAUGUUAUGAUGACUAAUAUUCAUCCAGUGAAAGUGAUCUAUGAAAUACCAAAUGUUUUUCUGACUAAAGAUAACGCAUUAAAAAUUUUCGACGUGUUGCAUUUGUUGAGCAGGCGUGAAUUUGAAAAGCAUCACGAUACAAAAGAAAUGCUGUCUUUCAAAUUUCAUUAUUUGGCUACCAUGCUCUUUGAAAUCGCCAGACCAAAUGAUGUUGGAAGUAAAAAACCAUCAGAUCUCAAGGACGCAUUUACUCAAAAAAUAUCUAAGAGCCAUAACUUUUUGGAUCAAUUUCUUCAUGAUUGCAUUGUAAAGUUCUCGUUCAAGGAUUCUACACUUUUUAGAAGAAUGGUGUCUUAUAUGACACAAGGCAUGGAUAGUAUGCGAUCUCUUGACAUCAUAUUGUUAGUGAUUGGAAAUAAACGUGCUAAGACUGGGGAAUCCGCUAACAAACUGCCUAUAGUAUGCGGUGCAUGUGAAGACAUUAAUGUUUCAAAGAAAUGUCCCAAAUGCAAGACCGUACAAUAUUGCAGCCGCGAGUGUGUGCGCAUUCAUACAGCUAUGCACAAGAAGGAAUGUAAGCAAAUACGCGAGGAAAUCAAAGCUUUGAAAUCAUCUAACGAGACUUCCGCUUUGGGCAGAUGCUUAUCCAAACUGGGAUUCAAACGAAAUUAAAUAAAAACAACAAUCGUAGAUACAUAAUUUAGUAGAUAUAUCAUGGCAUAAAAAAGUAGAUUUUUUUUUUGAUUUAGUUACA
Rhopalosiphum maidis (corn leaf aphid) is the source of this 1361-nucleotide messenger RNA. Its product is annotated as ankyrin repeat and MYND domain-containing protein 2-like. Gene Ontology annotation, molecular function: protein binding. Lineage: Eukaryota; Metazoa; Arthropoda; Insecta; Hemiptera; Aphididae. The record is from RefSeq and is a predicted model, not a curated record. Bases 134 to 1279 code for a protein of 381 amino acids. The transcript has 6 exons.